Molecule: messenger RNA, 1030 nt
Organism: Bactrocera latifrons
Lineage: Eukaryota; Metazoa; Arthropoda; Insecta; Diptera; Tephritidae
Exons: 2
Coding region: 194-640 (148 amino acids)
Source: RefSeq, a predicted model, not a curated record
AGUCCACCUCCCGUUAUCGUUGCUAUAAAAAGGCGAUCCACGCCAGAGAAGUGCGAUCCAUGAAUGCCGUUGAACAACAAAAAGAUUCGAGUGCCAAAGUCAGGUCCAGUGAAUUCAACGCAAACGCAGUGUUCGAAGGAAGGCAGGCGUUUUUCAGGCUCUACAACCGUUUAAUAAAAAAAUAAGCUCCACCAUGUACCACUUUAAGAUCAAAGCAGUUGUACUCGUUUCGUUCGUACUAAUCCUCUAUCUGCAAACGAUGACUGCACGGCCGCUCAGCUCUCACGAACACAAAGCCACACAGCAGCCUUACGGCGCUGUGCCAAAGACGAAAGACUCCGACAUGGCCACUGAGUUCCCACACACCAUCGAUGAGCCAAUACUACACGAAUUGGACGCAGCAUUAAUGAAAUUGGCCAAUGUUUAUAUGCAGGCGCUUUUCUCCGGCACACACACGGCUGAGUUGGAGGUGGAGUUGGAUGCCUUGGAGCUGCGAUUCUACGAUUUAUUAGACUCGCUUUACAGGGAAGACCGUAUGUCGGAAUAUAUGAAAUAUGAGGCCGAGGUCACGCAUCAAAUGAUUAUCUACAACUUGCUGAAGAGACUCUUUGGCUACGCAAAGGAUGAUGCGGCUGCGUAGAAAGCUGAUGAAGUUGACGAAGCCAAGAAAUGAAGAUCGCAUGAGCGGCAGAGUCAGCAGUAAUGAGACUCGCAAUGAUCAGUUCUCAACUCAGCAGACUAUUCGCGAAACAGGGGGGUUAUUGUGUCUGGCAAGAGAUCAAAUGGUGCAUGAAAUCAUUAGUGCUUAGUGAUUAUGAAAUUUUGGUUUAACCGUGAGUUGUGGCAUCAAAGUGAUUAGAUUUAAAGAAUGCUUCUCUCAUUAGUCCAAGAAGUGAAAUUUCACAAUAUGCAAGUAUUUUUAUAUAAAUCUGAAAGUUAUUGCUCGAGGUCGAUAUAAUGGUACGUACUUAUUGCAGAGACAUAAAUUGCGCAUAAACUAAGAGCUACUGAAUCAAGCCAAAUUGUUAUA